AUGUCAAUAAAAAGAUUUUUAUUUUUGUUACGGGUUUUGCGAUUCGAUGACAUAAAUACUCGUGAUAACAGAAAGGAAACCGACCACCUGGCACCAAUCCGAGAAAUUUUUGAAAGCUUUGUUGCUCAUUGUAAUCAAAAUUACACACCCGGGGAAUACUGCACUGUGGAUGAAAUGUUGGAAUCAUUCAGAGGCCGCUGUAAAUUUAGAGUUUAUAUAUCCAACAAACCCGCAAAACGUAAAAAUAGAAGGUCAAAAAAGCCAUGUACUUCGUGCAAGCAAUUACUUUGCACCGAACAUGUAAAAUACAUGUGUUCAGUGUGUUUCGAGAGGCACAUUAGUGUAGAUUUAAUGGAUGAAUAA
This is a messenger RNA of Parnassius mnemosyne (clouded apollo), 363 nucleotides long. NCBI's taxonomy places the organism in Eukaryota, Metazoa, Arthropoda, Insecta, Lepidoptera, Papilionidae. The record is from the annotation of a GenBank genome assembly.